Messenger RNA from Necator americanus (New World hookworm), 333 nucleotides. RefSeq lists its product as uncharacterized. The record is from RefSeq and is a predicted model, not a curated record. Lineage: Eukaryota; Metazoa; Nematoda; Chromadorea; Rhabditida; Ancylostomatidae. The transcript has 3 exons. Bases 1 to 333 code for a protein of 110 amino acids.
AUGUAUCCAUAUUUUUUCCUCAACGAAUGGCAGCAGUACAGUCCUAUUCUGGCACAUAUGGUGUUCGAGGAAGAUUAUAGUGGAAAUAUCGAAAACGUUGUUAGUAACAUCAGAAAGGUCUUAUCAGGAAAAGUGCUGCCAGACGCUGAGUCACUGGCUAUGGAAAUGACGCAUCCUAUCGUCUCACCUGUUAUCGGUGCGUGGUUGUAUGACGUACAACGUAUAGGGCUUAUCCUUGUCACUUCUCUCCUGUUAUAUUUGAGAUGUAGAGCUCAAUGUCACUUCAAUGUGAAAAUUGUUGCUUUGGAUGUCACUAGGAAGAAUGAGUCAUAA